This is a messenger RNA of Leishmania mexicana MHOM/GT/2001/U1103, 2193 nucleotides long. Its product is annotated as 2,4-dienoyl-coa reductase-like protein. Bases 1 to 2193 code for a protein of 730 amino acids. The record is from RefSeq and is a predicted model, not a curated record. NCBI's taxonomy places the organism in Eukaryota, Euglenozoa, Kinetoplastea, Trypanosomatida, Trypanosomatidae. The transcript has a single exon. Gene Ontology annotation, molecular function: oxidoreductase activity; FMN binding.
AUGGCAGCAAGCUUUGUCUCCUCGACCGGAACCGGCGCCGCGGUGCCGGCGGUCGCGUCGCAGCUCUUCACGCCGAUUCGCAUUGGCCGGCACAUUGAGUUGCCGAACCGCUUCUACAUGCAGCCCAUCUACCUCAACAUGGAGAGUGAGCUCACGUGCUACAGCGACGAGCACAUGGGCGCGAUGGCCGCCUUCUUUGCCGAGCGGGCGCACUACGGCGCGAAGCUGAUGGUGGUCGGCGGCCUUGGCACGUCGAGGCUCGGCCGAUGGAAGAAGGAUGCGCUGAUGCUCAGCACCUUCGACGCCGCCAAGGCGCUCUCGCGCGUCACACAGGCGGUGCACAGCGAGGGCGGUUACGUACUCGCACAAGCCUUCCACGCGGGCCGAGCCGCCCGCAAGCGUUAUUUAGUGUCCGCCACGUCGACGCCGUCGACAGUGCAGCCGUUCCGCAACACGCACCCGUACAGGAUACCUGGCUGUAUGGUGGACUACGUGGUGUCCGAGUACGAGCGGUUUGCACGGCUAGCCGAGGAGGCCGGGUUCGACGGGGUCGAGGUCCCCGUCAGCGAGGGCAGCCUCCUGCACAACUUCCUGUCCUCCGCCGUGAACACGCGGCAGGACGCCUUUGGCGGCUCGCUGGAGCGCCGGCUCGAGAUCACAGUGCGCGUGCUCGAAACCAUCAAGAACUCCCUAGCGAACCCCGACCGCUUUAUCGUGGCGCUGCGGUUAUGUCUGCACGACCUGAAGGUCGGCGGCACGCCGAUGGCCGAGACGCUACGGGUAGCCGAAGUGCUGGCAAAGAGCGGCCGCAUCGAUAUCUUGAACACGAGCGUCGGCAUGCACGACUCGCCAGUGCAGACGCUCUCGGCCUACGUGCCACACGGCACGUUCGCCCGGUCCUGCCAGCUGCUGAAGGAGCGGCUGACGGAGGUCGGCGCGACGGAUGUGCCGGUCGUUGCGUCGCACCGGCUGCACACCAUCGAGCUCUCCGAGAAGCUGCUCGAGAAGGGUGUGUGCGACAUGGUCGGCGUCGCGCGGCCGCUGCUCGCGGACCCGCGGUACAUCACCAACGCAGCGGCGGGCCGCAGCGAGGAUAGCAUCCCCUGCAUCGGCUGCAAUCAUUGCGUCAACCGACUGUACAAGCACCAGCGCAUCACGUGUGCGUUGAACCCCAUCUCGGGCUACGAGCUCCAGCGCGGAUGGGGGCCGGCCAAGUACCGCAAGUCUGUCGCCGUUGUCGGGGCAGGUGCGGCGGGCGUGACGUGCGCGCUGACGCUGUGGCGCCGUGGCCACGACGUCACGCUCUUCGAGAAGGAGAGCGUCAUUGGUGGCCAGCUGAACCUCGCGAAGCGCGUGCCUGGCAAGGAGAGCUACCAGGCCGCGCUGGAGUACUGGACGCGGCAGCUGCGGCAGUCCUCCAUCAACGUCCGCCUCAACACUGAGUUCACCCGCGAGGAGGUGGCUCGCAACCACCAGUUCUUUCACGCUGUCGUGAUGACGCACGGUUCCGUGCCACGCCGCAUCUCGUCCCACGUCUUCCCCGGCGCUUCCGAGUGCCCGCUCAUCGUGCCCUUCUCGCGCAUCCUCGACGGCAGCGUCACAGCAGGUCGCCGCGUCGUAAUCGUCGGCAACGGCGCCAUCUCGCACGACGUCACCUCGUUCCUACUGCACGACCCCCGUGUCUCGCGCGAGGUCUCGCUGUACCUGGACGAGUGGGGCGUCAACCUCGAGGACGGCAGCCUGCUGGACAGUCCGGAGCAGCGGAUGCCGCGCAACAACCGCGUGGUCACCGUCUUCAACAAGGCGGACAAGGACGCCGACCUUUCUCGCGGCUGGGGCUGGACGCAGAAGCUGUGGAUCAAGCAGCACGAGAGCACUGUGGUGAAGCACGGCAUGCUCGAGAACUUCGACGCCGACGGCGUGCAUAUCUCCACGUUGCCGCCGGACAGCCGCAAGUUCUUCGUGCCGUGCGACACCAUCGUCUGGUGCAUUGGCAUGCUGCCGAACAUCACCUACGGCACAUGGAUCUACGAGUGGAUGAAAGACGGCGCGAAGGCGCGAGGUGAGAUGAUGAGCGACUUUAGCAUCUACGCGGCUGGCUCGUGCCGCGACAGCUACACCGGCGACGGACACGGCGAAGAGGAUUUACUGCAGUGCGUCCACGAAGGGUACGAGAUUGGCUACAAGAUAUGA